Molecule: messenger RNA, 1754 nt
Organism: Artibeus jamaicensis (Jamaican fruit-eating bat)
Lineage: Eukaryota; Metazoa; Chordata; Mammalia; Chiroptera; Phyllostomidae
Gene: ACP5
Product: acid phosphatase 5, tartrate resistant
Exons: 6
Coding region: 532-1548 (338 amino acids)
Biological process (GO): bone resorption
Molecular function (GO): acid phosphatase activity; ferric iron binding; ferrous iron binding
Source: RefSeq, a predicted model, not a curated record
CAGGCGGCGACUCUGGGCCCGCAUGGGGGGAAGGGGAAGAAAUUGGGUCCCCCAAGUGCGUCUCGGGGCCCCAGUAGUUGGGUAUGGGCCGCCCUCUGAGGGGCUCGCCCGAUUUUCCAACUGAGCAGCCUGCACAGGGAGGGGUGGAGCGGCGCUGGGUGGCCCAGCAGGAUUCCGGGGCGUGGCCAGCGGGCCAGGUGGGGAGCGCUGGGCCCCUGGGCCCCGGAGGUCACCUGGGUCGGCCCUGAGCCCGCGGGCAGGGCAGGUGGACCCCUGCCACCCGAAAACCAGGCAGUCUGACUGUGAGCGCCCCGCACUUCGGCAGCUGGGCUCCCCUGGCACCUGGCGUUGACCUCGACCCCGGCCCCGCCGCCAACCGAAGUGGCAGCAGAGAACUCCACUGCACACCGGACACGCGGGCCUUGCCAGCUCAGCCUCCGCAUCCACGGGGACGCGGCACACCUAUGACCGGGCGGGUGCCCCGGCUACACGGCAAGCAGCUCGGACACACCCAGACACGGGCAGACGGACAUGUCCUUGGAGAAUGUGGACACACAAAAGAUGGACACAAGGACAGUGCUACUCAUCCUGCAAGCCUUGCUGGUGCUCCCCCUGGCUGAUGGCACUGCCCCCGUCCUGCGCUUUGUGGCUGUGGGUGACUGGGGAGGGGUCCCCAAUGCCCCGUUCUAUACAGCCCGGGAAACGGCCAAUGCCAAGGAGAUUGCUAGGACAGCAAAGAUCCUGGGCGCAGACUUCAUCCUGUCACUGGGGGACAAUUUCUACUUCACGGGCGUGCAGGAUGCCAACGACAAGAGGUUCCAGGAGACUUUCGAGGAUGUGUUCUCUGACCCCUCCCUCCGCAACGUGCCCUGGUAUGUGCUGGCUGGCAACCACGACCAUCUGGGCAACGUCUCAGCACAAAUCGCCUACUCCAAGAUCUCCAAGCGCUGGAACUUCCCCAGUCCUUACUACCGCCUGCGCUUCAAGAUCCCGCAGUCCAAUGUGACCGUGGCCAUCUUCAUGCUGGACACAGUGACAUUGUGUGGCAACUCAGAUGACUUCCUCAGCCAGCAGCCACAGAGGCCCCGUGACUUAAAGAUGGCCCGUUCGCAGCUGUCCUGGCUCAAGAAGCAGCUGGCGGCGGCCAAGGAGGAUUAUGUGCUGGUGGCUGGCCACUACCCAGUGUGGUCCAUUGCUGAGCACGGGCCCACCCACUGCCUGGUCCGUCACCUGCUGCCACUGCUGGCCACGUACAAGGUCACUGCCUACCUGUGUGGCCAUGACCACAACCUGCAGUACCUUCAGGAUGAGGACGGCAUCGGCUACGUACUGAGCGGGGCCGGGAACUUCAUGGACCCCUCGAAGAGGCACUUUCGCAAGGUUCCCAGUGGCUACCUGCGCUUCCACUACGGGGUGGAGAACUCACUGGGCGGGUUUGCCUACGUGGAGAUCAGCCCCAAAGAGAUGAGCGUCACUUACAUCGAGGCCUCCGGCAAGUCCCUCUUCAAGACCAGGCUGCCAAGGCAAGCCAGGCUCAAGUGGCUGUGAGGGGCCUACGGCAGAAGGGCUUCGCCACCCGUGGGGCAGGGGGCCCCUCUGAGACCCUUGCCCCUUGACAGGCCUUUCUCAGGGGCCUGUGGUCCAGCUGAGCCAGAAGGAAAACCACAUAUGCUCUUGAACCUGACAUCCUUCUGUCAUUGCCCAACAUUCAAUAAAACAACAGAUGCAAGGCUGCAAGUGUGUCGUGAGUGUCC